Molecule: messenger RNA, 1449 nt
Organism: Cuscuta campestris
Lineage: Eukaryota; Viridiplantae; Streptophyta; Magnoliopsida; Solanales; Convolvulaceae
Source: the annotation of a GenBank genome assembly
CGCAAGAUCUCAUGCUGCACAACCGCCAAAGAGAUGUAGGACAAGCUCGAGGUUACAUACGAUGGUACGAACCAAGUUCGGGAAGCCAAAAUUGACUUUCUCACGCAGGAGUACGAGAUGUUCAGAAUGAAGGAAGGCGAGAAGAUCAAUGACAUGUUCGAUCGGUUCUCGAAAAUCAUCAAUGACCUUCAUGCUCUCAAGAAGACAUAUGCCAACAAGGAUCUCAAGAAAGGAAUAUCGCACAACGCAACUAAGGAAACGGUGGAAGAAGUUUCAAGUGAUGAUGACAACGAGUUUGGACUCGUCAUCAAGAAAUUCCACAAGUUCAUGAAGAAGGAAUUUGAGCGCAAAGGAAAGAGGCACGACGGUCCCCCCAAGUGCUAUGGUUGUGGCGAGAUAGGCCACAUCAAGCCGAGGUGUCCAAGAGGCAAAAAUGGCAAGGACAAACCCGGCUUCAAAAAGCAAAGAGCGUAUAUCUCUUGGGGUGGCGACUCCGGUGACGAGUCAACCGACCAGGAAGAGGAUGAAGCUGCCAACCUCUGUCUCAUGGCACACGAGGACCACACCGACAAAAUACAAGAGGAAUGUUUCGAAGUGAGGGAAUCAGGAAGUCAGGGGGAACCAGCUAUGGGUGGUUUAUACCAUCGCUGGGACGGAAGUAUCUUUCAUCCAACAGCCCUCUACCCAUCGAUGGGAACUUCCUCCCAUCACUGGUUAGUCAGGUAUCACGAGCUCGAUAACCAACUUCAAGCGUCGGGUUUGUGGCCCUUCGUCUCCAAGAGCCGCACGACCUACAAUCACGCUUUCGUCCGGGCGUUCUACACAAAUCUCCGCCGCGAGGGUGACAUAAUCUACAGUAGCAUCAAUCUCUACGACAUAGAGAUUGAUUUGGCUACCUUUGCUCGGAUUGCGGGGUUGCCUAUACGAGGCGACGACAUCACUACGUACGGAGGCAAAGAUUGGAUCGUCAACAACAAGGCGGUCGUCAUUCAACAGCUUGGGAUCACCAACCUCAUCCGCCGUAGCGGCGCUCCGACGAUCCACUCGGCUCCGCCGGAGAAGCGCCUUCUUCUCUACAUCCUCACCCGGAUUCUCCGCCCCCGGGACAACAGGCACACCUCGCUCUUCAACAAGGACGUGAAGGCAAUCCAUGCAAUCAUCCACGGUGCCUCCAUCAAUUGGGCAAAGUUCGUCAUGAUUCACAUGGCGGAUUGCACCUCCCUCACCACCGAGCGAAGCUUGCCAUACGCCUUCCUCGUCACGGAUCUCAUCGUGUCCUCCGACAUCCAUAUUGCCGGACUGAGCACCAAGAUGACGAAGCUUUAGGUCAUCGCCGACAGCACCUUCCGGAAGAAGUCCGGAAACUGAGACGGUGCCAGACCGAGUCGUGCCCCAGCCCCCGCUCCCGCCAGGGCCUCCUUGCAAUCCAUAGCCGACACCCUGAAUCGG